GGAAGCGGCUGGAGCGGAGCGGGAGCGGAGCGGGAGCGGGGUCCCUGCGCAUCCUCCCCUCCCCGCCUCCGCCGCCCCGCGGUGGCACGGCACGGCACGGGACAGCCCGGCACAGGCGAGCGGAGAGACGGACGGACGGACAGACGGACGGGCAAGCCGGCACGGGCAAGGGGAGCCAGCGGGGGCACCUGGCACCGCUCCGCGGUGGGAACCUGAACCUGCCCAGCAGCGUCGGAGCCAGCGGAGAGAGCUGCUCUUUCCUCCUCCUCCUCCUCCUCCUCCCUCCCCAAUCCACCCCCGCGACCCUGGUCCUCCUCCUCCUCCUCCUCCUCCUCCUCCUCCUCACCCCACUGGAUACAGCGAGGGAGACACUGCGGCGGAGGCGGCGGCGGCGGCGGCUCCUGCGGGGGGAAGGAAGCGCCCGGAGAGCGGAGCGGCGGGAGGCUGCGGAUCUGCGUGCCUGGCGCCCACCCAGCCCGAGGGGAGCCCCCAGGAUGCGGCUGAAGCCCGGCGCGCUCCUGCGCUUCUACAGCCUCUGCGGGAUCCUCGUACAAGGCAGCCAAGGGCAGUUCCCACUCACACAGAACGUCACAGUUGUUGAAGGGGGAACAGCAAAUUUGACCUGCAGGGUCGAUCAAAAUGAUAACACCUCCCUCCAGUGGUCAAAUCCAGCUCAACAGACACUGUACUUCGAUGACAAAAAAGCUCUGAGGGACAACAGAAUCGAGCUGGUGCGAGCGUCGUGGCACGAGCUGAGUAUCAGCGUCAGCGAUGUGUCCCUGUCGGACGAAGGGCAGUACACCUGCUCUUUAUUCACCAUGCCUGUCAAAACUUCCAAGGCUUUCCUCACCGUCCUCGGUGUUCCUGAGAAGCCACAAAUUACUGGAUUUACCUCACCAGUUAUGGAGGGAGAGAGGAUGCAGCUCACUUGCAAGACAUCUGGUAGUAAGCCAGCAGCUGAUAUCAGAUGGUUCAAGAAUGACAAAGAAGUUAAAGAUGUUAAGUAUUUAAAAGAAGAAGAUGCAACUCGUAAAACAUUCACAGUCAGCAGCACGCUGGAUUUCCUAGCAGAUCGCAGUGAUGAUGGUGCAGUUGUAAGUUGCAGAGUAGAUCAUGAGUCCCUAAACUCUACACCUCAGAUAGCAAUGCAGGUUCUAGAAAUACACUAUACACCUUUAGUUAAAAUCAUUUCUUCCAAUUCAUGGCCUGAAGAAGGACAAUCUAUAAUUUUGACUUGUGAAUCCAAAGGAAAACCAGUGCCAGAACCAGUACUGUGGACAAAGGAUGGUGGAGAACUACCAGAUCCAGAGAGAAUGGUUGUCAAUGGCAGGGUUCUAAGCAUCAGCUUCCUAAACAAAACAGACAAUGGCACAUACCGAUGUGAAGCAAAAAAUCCCAUUGGCCGAAACAGCACAGAAUAUGUCCUGAUAGUGCAUGAUGUUUUGAGCACUUUGCUUCCCACUACUGUCAUCCCCUCCCUUACCACUGCAACAGUCACAACCAAUGUAGCCUUAACAGCCAGCACAACCACAUCGGCAACAGCCACCAGCAUCAGAGAUCCAAAUGCUUUGGCUGGACAGACUGGACCUGACCACGCUCUUAUAGGAGGAAUAGUGGCUGUAGUUGUCUUUGUAACACUAUGUUCUAUAAUUCUCCUUGGUCGAUACCUGGCAAGACAUAAAGGAACAUAUUUAACAAAUGAAGCAAAAGGAGCUGAAGAUGCACCUGAUGCCGACACAGCCAUUAUCAAUGCAGAAGGCAGCCAAGUCAAUGCAGAGGAGAAAAAAGAGUACUUCAUUUAGAUGCAGAGCUAGAAUCUUGGAGUUUUACUUAUCAGGCUGACUGCUGGAGAAAACUGGCUAUCAUUUCUCAGAAUUCAUUUCUGCCAUCUUCUGCUAUCUUUAUUAACUCGCAUACUCUGCUAUAAGUAGCCAGUUUAUGCCAACAAUCAGCUGUUGACAUCAUCAUUCUAUAAUUACAGUAUCAUGCGUAAAACAGGACAUUUCUUAUUGCCUAAAAAUCAUAUCCACUGCUCUCUUAACAUACAGUGCUUGAAUAUACAGCCUUAACAAUGUUAAUCAUCAUCUUAAUCCAAGUUUUCUACAUAUUUAAGUGUUAAUGCAGCUUUCUUUUCCAGUUUUGUUUUAUCAUGUCCCUACUAGUAUGUCAUAGAACAAAAUUCGUAACAAGUACUAUUAGGUAAGGUCCUAAUUUACUUACAGAAAAUGUUAAGUCUAAGAUUAGAGGUUUACAAAGAAUAUUUUAUACCUGUCUAUCUAUAAUUCAAAAAAGCAACUUGUUUUUGAAGCAUACGCCCUUGGAAACACAAAUUGAAAUCUGUUUAGUAUAGUUUCCUGUAUGUUUGGAUUUGGUGGGAAAAAAAGAUCAGUCCAGUGAAUUUUUUGUUUUGUUUGGCUUUGUUUUGUUAUGAUUUAAAUGGUACCUUGAUAACAGUGCCAUGUUUCCGUGGUGAAAACAUGCUGAGUAGCUAUACAGAGUCUGCAAAGUUAGGUAAUAGAGCUUCUUUUGAAACAGUUUGUCCUGCCCUUUUACUGGCUUUUGGGAUCACAAAGAUUAGAGAACUUUCUGAGUAAUUUAUGUUUUUAUAAUUUAUUUGCUAAACAUGAACUCACCUGCCUACUCAAAUUUGAUGUCUUCAUGGGGCACAAUGGCAAGGCAUUUUAGUAUCUGUAUAUAGUGCAUAUAAUAAAUUCAAUUAAACAUUAUUUGAUACAUAUUCAACUUUUUUGGCAGUAGCUAAGUCAGUCACAAGUAUGCAUUUUCUAAUGUCCAUUAUAUCCCUUUAGAUAUGACUCAAAAUCAAUAUUCUGAGUAGAUAACAUGUGUGAGUAUUUUUUUGUCUGUAUGUCCUAGCACUGUUCAGCAGCAAACUUUUCUAGUUCUUGUUAAUUUUUUCUUUGUUAUACAAUGGAAGCACAAUGUUAUAUGGAAAGGUAGUUUUAAGCUAACAACCAGUGCACAGCCUCAGGUUUUAAAUUACAACCACAUUUGAUUACUAUCCUUAAAAAGUACUAUUGAGUUGCUAAAAUUCUCAAUUUUUAAUUUGGCAGUUCCAGAGCUGCUUCUCUAUGUUGGUUUGCCAAAAAAAAAACAAAACAAAAAAAACCUUUAAAAAAAAAUUAAAAAGGAAAAAAAAAAAAAAAGAAAAAAAUAGAAGUGUUAAAACAAAAGAUAUAUGUUUUGUGUAUACAGUAAAUGGACUAAUUCUUUAUAUUAAAUUCCUGUCUAUGCAUUUUGUGAGGUACAAACUUAUGUCACCGUGAAUGAUAGAGAAUUCCUGCCAUGCUUUUAGCUCCACAGUGAAGGUCUCUGUUUGGAUUAUUUCUGAAUUUUUUUUUUUGUGUAAUUGACAGCUGAAAAAUCACAUGCUCUUAAAUAUGACAACAAAACACUGUAAGCCCAUUGGCUUAUUUCCUCUUCCAAUGAAAAGAAAAGGUUGCCAUAACAGGUCUUGGGAAUGAUUCUACACUGGAGAAUGCAAGUUAGUCUAGUUGGAGCUCGCUUUGCUCCUGUGUUUUGCACCUUUGACAAAGAAGUAUUUCUCUCUGGUUGAUGUAUUUGUGAAGCAUAAAAGCAUGAUGGUCUGCUGUAAAGGACUUUCUCCUGGGAUUUUAUUUUUGUGUGGGGAAGGGAGAAUUUGGAAUACGACAUCAUGUGGUAUGGUGAAAUGGAAGAUAAAGGUGCUGUGACAGAUUAUUUAUCAGAAGAAUAUAAACCUUUUAAGGACAAUAUUAGAGUAUUUUAAUUGUUUUUGUUGAAGCAUUUAUCUUGUUAAUUUCUAAGAAAAAAGGGUGACGUCAAUCAAAGCAGCACUUUUUUUCAAAAUAUACAGACAUAAAUAAUAUGAUGUGGUUGAGUGUUAACAUAAUAAAUCAUAUACAGUAUGACAUUUUAAAGAAA
Messenger RNA from Poecile atricapillus (Black-capped chickadee), 3921 nucleotides. It is a transcript of the gene CADM2, whose product is annotated as cell adhesion molecule 2. The record is from RefSeq and is a predicted model, not a curated record. NCBI's taxonomy places the organism in Eukaryota, Metazoa, Chordata, Aves, Passeriformes, Paridae. Bases 495 to 1802 code for a protein of 435 amino acids. The transcript is spliced from 10 exons.